This is a messenger RNA of Acaulospora colombiana, 813 nucleotides long. The record is from the annotation of a GenBank genome assembly. Lineage: Eukaryota; Fungi; Glomeromycota; Glomeromycetes; Diversisporales; Acaulosporaceae.
AUGAAUGAUAGAUACAGUCCUAAUCCUGUUCACUUUAAUGCUGCCACAUCCAAGAAGUGUGACCGUGUUGACUUUAAAACCGCUCAAGCCGAAUCUCUCCUGGGUUUCCUUAUCGCUCAACUAUUGGACCAAGUGGACUUUGUUUCCAAGUAUUGGCAAUUCAAAAUUUACGAAGACGCAAAGUGCAGGACAGAUGCUAUUUCAGGAGUUCUCGGAGUAAACCACAAAGAUUCGGUUUCUUUAUACUCAAUGUCAGAAUUUAUCUCGCGUCCGGAAAACACAUUGGAAUGGCUAAAAAGGUUUAAUAAGUCGAUCUAUAGAUCGAUCGUCGAAGAGGAGAUCGCCAUCAUUUAUAAUUUGGGUGAUAGAUUUGAGCAUAUGGUGACACUGCAGUCAUAUUUGAGGGGUGAGAUGAAUCCGUUCAAACGAUUAACGAAUGACGGAGGAAGGCUGCUGACUCCCGAGGAUGCCAAUAUAUGGAUAAUAAUGACCUAUAUGACAAUGAAACUCUUGGAAAAAAUUGUGAACCCAAAAGAUGAUCACAUCUUUCGAAAGCAGAAUCCAACGGAUUCAUUCAUUCGCGAGCAUCUGAUCAAGGAACUAGAAGAACUUUUGGCCACGAGUAAGGAAUUUGCGUUAGAUGAGAGGUGGAUAAAAUCGGAAGAACUGGAGAACACGUCCGGAGCAGGGAGUCAACACAUCGAUUGCGCGAGGAAGACUGAUUCGAUUGAAGGGUCGAAGAAGGUCGAGAAUCCCACUUUAGUUACUUGCGCCGCAAAAAAUCCGGGACAGGACAUCCGAGAUAAAAUGUAG